AUGUAUCAGCAUAGUCACGCUUUUCAGGGCAGAAAGUUGACUGAACAAGAACGGGCACGAGUCUUGGAGUUCCAAGACUCAAUUCACUAUUCGCCAAGAUAUUCUGAUGACUCGUGCGAAUAUCGUCAUGUAAUGUUGCCCAAAGCGAUGUUAAAAGUGGUGCCCUCUGACUACUUCAAUUCCGAAACUGGAACUUUACGCAUUUUGACGGAAGACGAGUGGCGUGGACUUGGCAUCACACAGUCGCUGGGUUGGGAACAUUACGAAUGCCAUGCCCCAGAGCCUCACAUUUUGUUAUUUAAACGCACAUUGUAA
Lachancea meyersii CBS 8951 is the source of this 315-nucleotide messenger RNA. The record is from the annotation of a GenBank genome assembly. Lineage: Eukaryota; Fungi; Ascomycota; Saccharomycetes; Saccharomycetales; Saccharomycetaceae.